AAGAAAUGACCGUGAUAAGGGCAUCAUGCCAUCAGAGCCCGCCAAGAAGAUCUCAUGCAAGAGAUGCCAAUAUCGAAAGCUAAAAUGCUCACGCACGGAGCCAUGCCAGAACUGCGCAACGGCUCAGCAGACUUGCGAGUAUCGAGAGGUCGACCGUAAACGACGGCCAGCGACACACGAAUAUGUCGUCAGCUUAGAGAACAGAGUCGCAUGGCUGGAGUCAUUCAUCGGUAAACUUCAAGCCGCGCCAAGCCCGGAGCGGGACAUCCUGCUAAAGACCGUCUCCUUCGGGGAUCACCUCUCAAUCCCGGAAUCAGCUGCAGUAGUGAGCGUGAGCGAAGAAAAGAAUCCUGAGCCAUCUCGAGACAGCAGCGAGAAUCUUCAGGUCGACCUUGAGGGUUCGCUCAUUUACCAUGGUGCGACGAGUAUCUAUCGCGCCCAUCUCGGGGUGCCGGCACGGGGCAACGCCUCACCCUCACGCGAGCUUUCUGCGAAUUAUGUCGUUGGUCCCGACUCAAAUUUUGAGCAUGUGGCAGAGCAUUUCGGAAUCAGCCUAUACGACGAACUGGUUGAUGAUGCAUUGAUGCAGUUCUUCAAAUGGCAGUACCCGCACUUCAUGUUUAUUUACCGAGAAGCCUUCUUGAGGGACCACUUUGGUGACCGGGUUCGCGGCAAGUAUUGGUCAUCGGCUUUGCUCCUGUCUAUCUGUGCUUUGGGUACACUUAUGUCACCGGACAAGCGCCACCGAGAUGCGAGCGAGCAGUUCUUCUCCGCUGCCGAGAGCAUACUCAUCGUCUCCGGCUUCACGAAACCUUCCAUCGUCACUGUACAGGGCUUCCUCUGCCUGGCAUUCUACGAGAUUGGAAGAGGAAAUCUCUCAAAGGGAUGGGGCUUUUCGGGAAUCGCGUUCCGGAUGGCGCAAGACAUGGGGUUUCAGAGGGACCCAAAACAUUGGGUAUCCCACGAUGCAUCGCUAGCUACCGAGGAAGAUUUGGAGAUUCGCAGACGCAUCUUUUGGGGAUGCUACACUUCUGACAAAUUGAUCAGCCUGAUCCUUGGACGAUCAGUCUAUCUUUUCUAUGAUGACGCAGAAGUCGAAACCACCAACAGGCUCCCAGACUUUCCAGAGAUGAAGCCCUGGCUCCCUGCUGGGUUUUCGGAUUAUGACGGGGGGUUCGGUGUCGUAAAUCCCCUCAUCCCAUGUUUCAAGGAGCAGAUCCGGCUUUCCAAGAUCAUUGAGAAGAUGCUUUCAAGGCUGUUCUCCACCAAGAGCAGCCUGGAGGGCAUUGGUCGCCAGUCGUGUCUCGACAGCCUCAACUUUGAGCUGUGUAGCUGGUAUGAAGCGUUGCCCGACUGUGCGAAAUGGAACAGAUGGGAACCACCAAGCACCCUGCUCAUCCCAAGCGUGGCAGCACUCCAUUUGCUCUUUCAUAGCGUCCGCAUUGCGCUAAAUUUCGAGCAAGCGGUGUCCCAUGACAUCUCAGCUCUGAAAGACAAUGCCCGCAAAGACUGCUUAUCGUCUGCGGAAGACAUCGCACACAUCGUACGGAAAUACCGCAGCCAGUACGGUCUUGGACACAGCCCUCUGAUGAUGAUCUACGGAGUUAUGCAAGCGGUGAGAACGCUGUCGUUAUUCGGCACGUCGGAAGAAGCUCAGUACUUGUUGCAUGUUUUGGACGAAUGCUCAUCUGCCUGGACGUUGGCCCACCAGGCGAGAGAUAGAUUGGCACGAGUCGAGGGGUGAGAUGCUGUUGCAACUUUCCACCAUCCGUUUGAUUUGCGUGAAGAGUAAAGCAGUCCAGCACCAUACCAGACCUUAGGAGGUAGCCCUCUACAAUUCGAACAUUUCAGUAGAGGGGCGAGAAACUGCACUAAUUAUGGUUCAAACUCCAAGACCAAUAGCAAGGGGGUCGGCGAUUCUAGACACAAUGGAUGCGAGUAAGUUUUAACGGUAUAGAAUGUCAUCAUUCUAGUACAAGUCAUAUCCUAUAUCUCUGAAAGUCCUCAGGGCAAGGGAAGGCCCGCCUCUAAUCCUGUCUUUAGGACACCAGCAAGCUUCUUCACGUCUGAGAUGUUGUUGUAGAAACCAAAAGAAACUCUGAUGCCCAGGCGGUAGGGCGUGACAAGCACACCACUCUCCUUUAAGAGAUCCAUCCACCUCGGGUCAUGCAAAUCCAGAAUGUACAAAUGAGGCGCAUGAUCCUUGCGAGCCGAGGACCCGACUAUCUUCACCCCGAGACUUCGGCACUCCUCUCUCAACACAUCACCUAGGCGGUAGAGGUGCUCCUGCACACGUCCGGGACCCAUGGAAUCCAGAUAAAACGUCAAAAACGCCUUUGCAGCCGCUGCACUGAUCAAGCUCAAAUUCAGAUGCUCGUAUCGGCGAGUGGAAGAGUGAUAUACCACCUCUUCGGAAGGGACCAACAGGUCAGCUCGCACGUUGCUGACGGCCCCGUAGCCGACAAUGGGGGGAGUGGGGUCGGUGUCGGCGAUGAACUCCGGGUUGACGUAGAGAACCGCGAAACCCGUCGGGCAGUUCAACCCUUUGUGCAAACUGAAGGCCGCCGCAGAAACCCCCAGAGCUCGGACGUCCACUUCUGCGAAGCCGACCUGCUGCGUGAGGUCUGCGAGGACGUGAAUGCCGCGUGGUCUGUAUGUUGCGCAGAUGUCGGCCACGUCGUUCCACUGACCGCUGUGGAACAUGAUGGAGCUGAGCCCGAUGGCCCUGGUACGCUCGUCGACAUACGGCGCAAAGGUUGCGGUGUUGGCGGCCGUGACGUGCCCGGUCUCUUCCGCGGUCGAGAUGGUGGGCACCUGUCGGACCUCGAGGCCGGCUCUGCGGAGAGCCAUCCAUCCGUAGACAUGGUUUGGGUGCUCUGUGUCCAGGACGACAACGUUGUCGCCAGGCUCGAAUCUGAGGCUUCGGAUGAAGCAUCCCAGUGCCUCUGUUGUGUCACGGGUGAAGGCUAGGGAGCUCGGGUCGGCGUUGAUGUACCGGCCGACUAAAGCACGAGUCUCUUCGACGGCGUUCUGCCAUUGAGGCUUUGGAUGAGGGUUGUAAAGGGCAUCGGAAGUGAACUUGGCGAUGGCGCCGUGGAUUAUAAGGUUUGAAGGGGGUUGGUAGGAGGCGUUGAGGUAAGUGAGGCUCUCGUCGGCCAGAAGAGGGACUAGAGACCGGAAGGUAGAGAAGUCGGCUUCCGAAGGAGGUCGAGGGGAUGAUUUGAUCGAGGUUGGGACAUCGUCCACAUGGUCUUGAACAGCACUAGGCGACAUGAUGAGUCUGAAUGGGUUGUAUAGGAGAAGAGAUCAGUAUGAUGAGAUUGAGGUACAGCGAUAGACUCGGCUCUCCGUCCUGAAGCUGCCGGCUUUUAUCGUCUCUUCAUGUUCCUAUAUCGGCGCCAACAUCCAGAAUGAUUUCUCGGCAUUCCGUCGAUGGCCCGAUAUGACCCUAUAGAACUUGACGCGUAUGAGUUUAU
Molecule: messenger RNA, 3476 nt
Organism: Colletotrichum scovillei
Lineage: Eukaryota; Fungi; Ascomycota; Sordariomycetes; Glomerellales; Glomerellaceae
Exons: 6
Coding region: 26-1744 (572 amino acids)
Biological process (GO): DNA-templated transcription; regulation of DNA-templated transcription
Molecular function (GO): DNA-binding transcription factor activity, RNA polymerase II-specific; DNA binding; zinc ion binding
Source: RefSeq, a predicted model, not a curated record